AUGGCCAAGCAGCAGCCACGCUCGAGCCAACAGUUGCUGGUGCCUUGGAUCUACGAUCUGGGAGUGUGGAUCUACUCAUUGUGCCUCGAUAUCUUCUUCCGCGAGAUCUAUGCUGCUGGGACCUGGCGGAUUCCGAAGCAAGGACCGGUGAUUAUCGUUGCUGCUCCCCAUGCGAACCAGUUCGUAGACUCAAUUGUUCUUAUACGCAUUCUCAAACGCCAUGCCAACCGCCGUGUCUCCUUUCUGAUAGCCGAAAAAUCGAUGGAGGAGCCUUACAUCGGUACCAUGGCCGCUUGCAUGGGCGCCCUGCCUGUCGUCCGGGCGAUGGACCAUGUCAAGCCCGGGGAAGGGACGAUCUACUUGCCUGAACCUGAGGAUGAUCCCACUCUCGUUCGCGGAAGGGGCACUGGCUUUACAAACCCCAUGUUCAUGGUGGGAGGCACGAUCGUUCUGCCCAAGGUCGAGAAGGAAAGCCCCGAGCAGCAAGCGAUUGCCGAAAUCCUGGGACCAGAGGAACUGCGCCUCAGAAAGCCGUUCAAGAAGUUCAAGCCGGAUCACCCGCUUUACGAAGGCCUGCGCACCGGAACGGCCUUCAAAGUAGCCCCUCACAUCGACCAAAGCCAGAUGUUCGAUGCUGUCUAUCGUGGGCUCGAGGCGGGUGGCUGCAUCGGCAUCUUUCCAGAAGGCGGGAGUCAUGAUCGUCCGAGUUUGCUGCCUCUGAAAGCGGGCGCUGCCAUCAUCGCUCUGGGUACGCUGGCACGUUCUCCAGACUGUGGGCUGUCCAUCAUCCCCUGUGGGCUGAACUACUUUCAUCCGCACAAGUUUCGUUCCCGUGCUGUCGUCGAAUUCGGGCCCCCGGUCCAGGUCCAUCCAGACCAGAUCGAGGCAUUCAAAGCGGGAGGAAACUCCAAGCCCAAUGCCGUGGGAUCAUUACUUCAGACGAUCCAGGAGGCACUUGCUUCCGUCACUCAGCAGGCCCCCGAUCGCGAGACGCUCAUGCUCAUCCAAGCGACUCGAAGACUAUAUAGACCUCUGCGGAUGAAGCUUCCACUGCCUGUGGUCAUUGAGUUAAACCGACGCCUCCUCAGGGGCUACACUCUGUUCAAGCACGAGCCCCAGGUUAUUGAGCUGACCAAGGCUGUGUCCGCCUACAACUGUCAGCUGGAGGCCCUGGGAAUCAGAGACCAUCAAGUCGAAUGGGGCAAUGUCAAACGCAGACCGUGGUGGCUGGUCUUUCUGACUUUGCUUUAUCGUAUCGGAGAACUGAUCACAUUGAGUGUGGGGACCUUGCCUUCGCUUGCUCUCUUCUGGCCAGUCUUUGUGACCGCACGGGUUAUCUCCCAUAAGAAGCAGCGGCAAGCUCUUGCAGCCUCUGAGCUUAAGUUGGAGGGCCGCGAUGUGGUUGGAACCUGGAAGAUCCUUGUGGCGAUGGGGCUGGCGCCGACGCUAUACACCUGGUACACCGUGAUCGGGACUCUCUGGCUGUAUUACUGUCGCCACGACGGCUACUAUUGUUCCGUGGUGCCUUGGUGGCUGACCGCACGAUCCUAUGUGCCAGACGUGGUCCCUCUCUGGGCUUUCGCGAUCUUCUUCUUUGGGCUUAUGAUUUCGAUCAGUUUCGCCGGUCUUCGCAUUGGCGAGAUUGGCGUCGACGUGCUAAAGUCACUGCGCCCUCUGCUGGUGGCCUUGAAUCCGAGCUCCUCGGCCGCGUUGGUCAAGCUGCGAGCUCAGCGUCGGGCGGUAGCGGCUCAGGUCGUCGACGUGAUCAACACAUUUGGCCCGGAGCUCUUCCCGGACUUUGAGUCAGAGAAGCUCAUUGACGACGGAUACAGCGAGGAGGACGACGACGGGAACGAGAUAUACAAGUCUCAACUCAAGAGCAUGCCACCCAGCGCGGCGGAGAGCCCGAGAAGAAGUCGGAGUCGGAGCAAUGCCCGUGAAGAUCCUUACGGCACUUGGCUGAAGCCGCUCACGAUAGGGUCUAGAGACGACUUCUUGGGGGAUGUGAAUACACUGAUCCAGGACUCGCUGAGCGAGAGGGGGCGGGGACAGAUGAAGAAAGCCGAUGCUGAAGAAUGA
This is a messenger RNA of Rasamsonia emersonii CBS 393.64, 2079 nucleotides long. Its product is annotated as Glycerol-3-phosphate 1-O-acyltransferase. The transcript has a single exon. Gene Ontology annotation, cellular component: endoplasmic reticulum membrane. The record is from RefSeq and is a predicted model, not a curated record. Gene Ontology annotation, biological process: phospholipid biosynthetic process. Gene Ontology annotation, molecular function: glycerol-3-phosphate O-acyltransferase activity; glycerone-phosphate O-acyltransferase activity. Lineage: Eukaryota; Fungi; Ascomycota; Eurotiomycetes; Eurotiales; Trichocomaceae. Bases 1 to 2079 code for a protein of 692 amino acids.